Molecule: messenger RNA, 6662 nt
Organism: Onychomys torridus (southern grasshopper mouse)
Lineage: Eukaryota; Metazoa; Chordata; Mammalia; Rodentia; Cricetidae
Gene: Atp7b
Product: ATPase copper transporting beta
Exons: 21
Coding region: 430-4857 (1475 amino acids)
Biological process (GO): monoatomic cation transport
Cellular component (GO): membrane
Molecular function (GO): ATP hydrolysis activity; ATPase-coupled monoatomic cation transmembrane transporter activity; copper ion binding
Source: RefSeq, a predicted model, not a curated record
CUCCGGACCUCGACCCCGCCCCCCCCGCCGCCCCUAGUCUGGAAGCCCCUUCGCGGGCGUCCAGCCCCGCCCCCACCGCGGAACUAGCGGUCGGUUGGGACCCAAUGGGAGGUCCCGGCGGGCGGCGAGCUGAUCUUGCAGGACAGAGUCCACUCUUUCAGAGGUGGCCGCGGGUCCCUGGCGGCCGCAGGAGCCGGACGCGGGGUGUUGAGGGGCUGCGCAGGAGCGGGCGUCCUGCGGCUGUGACCCCGGGUUGCAUCUCCUCUCCAGCACACCCGGGACCUCGCUGCACCGAGUCCGCAGCACCGGGGCUCCGAGGUCAGAGCCGUGUGUUCCCCAGGAACCACAGAUGCGCGCCUUCGCGCCUCCUCUCCCCGGCUUGCAAAGUCGCUCUUUCCUCCCCUGACCAGGUGACCUUUGGGCUCCGGGAUGGAUCCCAGGAAGAAGUUGGCGUUUGUGGGGACGGUCCCUGAGCAGGAGGUCCCAGCCAAAGAGGCCACUCAGAAAAUCUCAUCUAAACGUGCCUUGCCUGCACGUCCCUGGGAACACGCAAUGAAACAGAGGUUUGCCUUUGACAAUGUUGGCUAUGAAGGGGGUCUGGAUAGCAGCUGCUCAUCCCCAGCCACCACCAGCGUGGUUAGCAUCCUGGGCAUGACUUGUCAUUCUUGUGUCAAGUCCAUCGAAGACAGAAUCUCUAGUCUGAAAGGCAUUGUGAACAUUAAGGUUUCUCUGGAACAAGGCAGCGCCACUGUGAAAUAUGUGCCCUCAGUCACGAACCUGCAGCAGAUUUGCCUUCAGAUUGAGGAUAUGGGCUUUGAGGCCAGUGCCGCAGAAGGAAAGGCUGCCUCCUGGCCUUCUAGGUCCUCCCCAGUCCAGGAUGCAGUGGUUAAGCUCCGGGUAGAGGGCAUGACCUGUCAAUCCUGUGUCGGCUCCAUUGAAGGCAAGAUCCGGAAACUACAAGGGGUUGUGAGAAUCAAAGUCUCCCUCAGCAACCAAGAGGCAGUCAUCACAUACCAGCCUUACCUCAUUCAACCUGAAGACCUCAGGGACCACAUCUGUGACAUGGGGUUUGAAGCUGCCAUCAAGAACAGAACAGCUCCCCUAAGGCUGGGACCAAUUGAUGUAGACAAGUUGGAAAGCAUUAACCUAAAGAGACCAAUAGUUUCUCUUAACCAGAAUUCCAAUAACUCUGAGACCCUGGGGCACCAAGGGAGCCACAUGGCCACCCUCCAAUUGAGAAUCGAUGGGAUGCGCUGUAAAUCGUGUAUUUCGAAUAUUGAAGGAAAUAUAGGCCAACUCCCAGGGGUUCAAAAUAUUCGAGUGUCCUUGGAGAACAAAACUGCCCAAAUUCAGUAUGACCCUUCCUGUGUCACCCCCUUGUUCCUAAAAAAGGCCAUUGAGGCACUGCCACCUGGGCACUUUAAAGUUUCUCUUCCUGAAGGAGCCGAGGGGGAUGAUGGGGUAGAGGGGGGUGAGCCCCAGAGUGCGUCUUCCAGUUUUCCCUCCCCUGGCUCCUCCCAGAGACACCAGGAGCAGGGCCCAUGCAGUACUGCGGUGCUCACCAUCCCUGGCAUUACUGACCCAUCGUCCGUUCAGCCCAUCGAAAGCAUGCUAUCCCAGCGGAAGGGUGUACGGCAAGUAUCCAUCUCUGUGGCGGAAGGGACUGCAAGAGUUCUUUAUGAUCCUGCAAUAGUUAGCUCAGAUGAACUCCGAGUGGCUGUAGAAGACAUGGGAUUUGAGGCGUCAGUGAAUUUUGAAAACCUUCCCAUCAGCCCUGUCAGAAACCUCAGCUCUGGUAAAUCUGUGCCACACAGCAUGGGUGGUCCACCAGUGUCUGCACAGAACAUGGCUUCCAACACUGGAGGGGACCCCACACACCAUGAUCCCGGCCACUCAUCAGAUACCCCACCAUCCCCGGCAACAGCAGCAUCACAGAAGUGCUUUGUACACAUUAAAGGCAUGACCUGUGCGUCCUGUGUGUCCAACAUAGAAAGGAGUCUUCAGAGACAUGCCGGUAUUCUCUCUGUGUUGGUUGCCUUGAUGUCGGGAAAGGCAGAGGUCAAGUAUAAUCCAGAGGUCAUCCAACCGCCCAGAAUAGCUCAGCUCAUCCAGAACCUGGGCUUUGAAGCAACAAUCAUGGAGGACAACACAGCCUCUGAAGGUGACAUCGAAUUGAUUAUCAUGGGGAUGACCUGCGCUUCCUGUGUUCACAACAUAGAGUCCAAGCUGACGAGGACAAAUGGUAUCACUUACGCCUCUGUGGCCCUGGCCACCAACAAAGCCCAUGUGAAGUUUGAUCCUGAAAUCAUUGGUCCACGGGAUAUCAUCAAGAUUAUUGAGGAAAUCGGCUUCCAUGCUUCCCUGGCCCAGAAAAAUCCCAGUGCUCAUCACUUGGACCACAAGAUGGAAAUAAAACAGUGGAAAAAGUCUUUCCUGUGUAGCCUGGUGUUUGGCAUCCCUGUCAUGGGCUUGAUGGUCUACAUGUUAAUCCCCAGCAAUAUGCCCCAUGAGACGAUGGUCCUGGACCACAACCUCAUUCCAGGACUGUCCGUUCUAAAUCUCAUCUUCUUCAUCUUGUGUACCUUUGUCCAAUUCCUUGGUGGAUGGUACUUCUAUGUUCAAGCCUACAAAUCUUUGAAACACAAGGCAGCCAACAUGGACGUGCUCAUCGUGCUGGCCACAACCAUUGCCUACGCCUACUCCCUGGUCAUCCUGGUGGUUGCAGUGGCUGAGAAGGCUGAGAAGAGCCCUGUGACCUUCUUCGAUACGCCCCCCAUGCUCUUCGUGUUCAUUGCCCUUGGGCGCUGGCUGGAGCACGUGGCAAAGAGCAAAACUUCAGAAGCCCUUGCAAAACUCAUGUCACUCCAAGCCACGGAAGCCACAGUUGUGACCCUUGGAGAGGACAACUUAAUCCUCAGAGAGGAGCAAGUGCCCAUGGAGCUGGUGCAGCGAGGUGAUAUCAUCAAGGUUGUCCCUGGGGGCAAGUUCCCAGUGGAUGGGAAAGUCUUGGAAGGCAAUACCAUGGCAGAUGAGUCCCUCAUCACAGGAGAGGCCAUGCCUGUCACUAAGAAACCUGGGAGCAUAGUGAUUGCUGGCUCUAUAAAUGCUCAUGGCUCUGUGCUCAUUAAAGCUACCCAUGUGGGCAAUGACACUACCUUGGCUCAGAUUGUGAAAUUAGUGGAAGAAGCCCAGAUGUCAAAGGCACCCAUUCAGCAGCUGGCUGACCGGUUUAGUGGAUAUUUUGUCCCAUUUAUCAUCAUCAUUUCAACCUUAACGUUGGUGGUGUGGAUUGUCAUCGGUUUUGUCGAUUUUGGUGUUGUUCAGAAAUACUUCCCCAACCCCAACAAGCAUAUCUCGCGGACAGAGGUGAUCAUCCGAUUUGCCUUCCAGACGUCCAUCACUGUGCUCUGCAUCGCCUGCCCCUGCUCCUUGGGGCUGGCCACACCCACAGCAGUUAUGGUGGGCACUGGGGUGGCUGCCCAGAAUGGUGUCCUCAUCAAGGGAGGCAAGCCCCUGGAGAUGGCUCACAAGAUCAAGACUGUGAUGUUUGACAAAACUGGCACCAUUACUUAUGGAGUCCCCAGAGUCAUGCGGUUCCUGUUGCUUGUGGACCUGGUCACACUGUCCCUCAGGAAGGUUCUGGCAGUGGUGGGCACCGCAGAGGCCAGCAGUGAGCACCCCUUGGGCGUGGCAGUCACGAAAUACUGCAAAGAGGAACUUGGAACAGAGACCCUUGGAUACUGCACGGACUUCCAGGCAGUGCCGGGCUGUGGAAUUGGCUGUAAAGUUAGCAAUGUGGAAAGCAUCCUGGCUCACAGUGAUCCCACCGGUCACCCGAAUGGGGUUGGCAGCUCUCCCACAGGAAAAGGUACAGACCCCCAGACCUUCUCUGUGCUGAUUGGAAACCGGGAAUGGAUGAGGCGCAACGGUUUAACCAUCUCCAGUGAGAUCAGUGACGCCAUGACAGACCACGAGAUGAAAGGACAGACAGCCAUCCUCGUGGCUAUCGAUGGUGUGCUGUGCGGGAUGAUCGCCAUCGCAGAUGCUGUUAAACCAGAGGCUGCCUUGGCUAUCUAUACACUGAAAAGCAUGGGUGUGGAUGUGGUUCUGAUCACGGGGGACAACCGGAAGACAGCCAGAGCCAUUGCCACUCAGGUUGGCAUCAACAAAGUCUUUGCUGAGGUAUUGCCUUCUCACAAGGUGGCCAAGGUCCAGGAGCUCCAGAACGAGGGCAAGAAAGUAGCCAUGGUGGGAGACGGGGUGAACGACUCCCCAGCCUUGGCCCAGGCCGAUGUGGGAAUUGCUAUUGGGACUGGCACAGAUGUUGCCAUCGAAGCAGCAGACGUGGUUCUUAUCAGAAAUGACCUAUUGGAUGUGGUGGCCAGCAUUCAUCUCUCCAAGAGGACUGUCCGGAGGAUCCGGGUCAAUCUGGUGCUGGCAUUGAUUUAUAACAUGGUCGGAAUACCUAUUGCCGCAGGUGUCUUCAUGCCCAUUGGUAUUAUCUUGCAGCCAUGGAUGGGCUCAGCAGCUAUGGCAGCCUCCUCUGUGUCUGUGGUACUCUCCUCUCUUCAGCUGAAGUGCUAUAGAAAGCCCGAUCUGGAGAGAUAUGAGGCACAGGCCCAUGGCCGCAUGAAGCCUCUGAAUGCAUCCCAGGUUAGUGUGCAUGUUGGCAUGGAUGAUCGACGGCGAGAUUCUCCUAGGGCCACACCGUGGGACCAGGUCAGCUACGUGAGCCAAGUGUCUCUGUCCCCUCUGACGUCAGACCGACUGUCUCGGCAUGGUGGCCCAGCAGCAGAUGACAACGGGGACAAAUGGUCCCUGCUUCUGAGUGACAGGGAUGAAGAGCAAUGCAUCUAAGAGCUCCAGGUGGCAGCCCUGGGCAGGCCAAGGUGCUCCUUCUAGGGGAGCCUGUACCCACUCACUGUGGGUGAGCCGGCAGGUGCCGCCCCAGCAAGCAGCGUCGGGGAAGUGAAGCUCAUCCCGAGCCCUGAGCAUCCUGCUAGCCUUCCCGCAGUAGGUGGCAACUUCCCUGGUGUUUCUGCAGAGACUGGGUAGGACUGUUCCCUCAGAAGCCUGCUAAGAUGGGCAAGGUACACUGCUCUCCCUCUUUUCCAUUUGGGCAAGGUCACACCCUGCUUGGGUUCUAGUACAGGAGAGGAAGCCAGCACUCUCUGCAGAGCUCUGCCUACUGUAUUUGCAUGGCUGUCUGCAAGUUGAGGAACCAUCAGUACUGAAAAACCUAGCCAGGCCCCCUGGAGAGUUUCCCCUCCAGAGAUGUUUCACACAGCGAGCUCCAUCCAGAGCUUUCCCAUACCAAGAGCUCCCAGAAAGCUUGGAGUUCCAUAGCACACACGGGCCAUGUAAGCCUCGGGCCACCUCAGAUGUGCCUGUCGUUUUCUGGUUGACAUCCUUGGUACCAGGAUGUGGUUGCCCUCUGUCUUCUGAGGACAGAGUUCUUGUCGUGGGCUAGGCGUUCUGGCUCUUGCAUUUUCUGCCUAAAGGUGGCUCCCUGCUUUGCACCCCAAUCCCAAAGCUUCCUGGCACCCCUCUUUACUCUAAGGGGAGAGUUCUGUCUCACUUAGAGCCCCUUCUGAAGAUUUGAACAUGCUUCUCCCAAACAGUUGGAGGGAAGCCAGAGCCCAUUUUCCUGUAGGGUCCAGGUCCUUGCCACCCAGGGCACCCUGUAUGGCCCUGUGGUGACCUGUGGUGCUUAAAGCAGUGUCCCUUGGGGGAUGUAUGCAUAAGGGAACCUUCCUGUCACCUAGUGGGGUCCAGUGGAGUUUGUCACAUCUCCUAGUGUGUGUACCUAGAGGGAACUGUCCCAUCAGAAGAGAGUGGUUCUUGAGAGAUCUGUCUGCUGCUGACAUCUAAGAGGGACCUCCACAGCUCCCCAGUUUAAAAAAAAAUGCUUUUGUCAUCAGUGACGAUUUGUGAUCGGGUGGCAUCAGAGGGCAGAAAUGGGUCCAACUUACCUGAGUGGCUGAACUACCUGGAACAGAUUACUCUCAUUUAUGACAUAAAAAAAUAUCGCCUUUAUUGAAUGCCACUUAUUGCUAGGGGCAGUGUUAGUGCUUCUUGCAGACUCUCUCUGCCACCCCCACUCUCCAGUAGCACAGUAGCUAUUGUCUGCAUUUCUAAAACAAGGAAACAAAUUCAGAGGGGCUCAGUGUCUUCCCAGAAACUCACAGCCAGUGUUCAGUUCAGUAGGCCCUGAAGGAUUUUCUGUACUUCUCCUGCAACCUUAAAUAUCAAAUUUGCUUGGUAAGAGUAAACUGGACUAAGGUCCUUGUCUCUGGAGGAACGAACGUGCCAGGAGAUGUAUGAAUUGUAUCAACUUAGAAUGCAGUGGGUCAUGAGGUUGCUAACUUCACUUUGGAUGGCUGGUUUCAGUUUUGCAUAUUAGUUUUUGCUGAGUUUUAUCUUCUAAAAUCUCAGUAUAGGGAUUUGUUGUGCCCUUGUUGUUUUUAACCCUCUACCCACUUCUCCAGUAUUCUCUUCCCAUUGUUCCCACCCAUUCUGUCUAGAGCUUUGUUUUGGAAUUUUUCUUGCUUUGGAAUAAGGUAAUCAUUUUGUAAAGACUCUAAUUGUAUUGAUUUUUUUUAAAAACCUAAGAACAGAAGCAUCACAUUCACAUGUAGACAUGAAAAUAUUUAUAUAAUUGU